AUGGACUGUUUUAGUUAUUCUAGCCCAGCCAGCCAGCCAGACCAGUCAGCCAGCCAGACCAGUCAGCCAGCCAGCCAGACCAGUCAGCCAGCCAGACCAGUCAGCCAGCCAGCCAGCCAGACCAGUCAGCCAGCCAGACCAGUCAGCCAGCCAGCCAGACCAGUCAGCCAGCCAGACCAGUCAGCCAGCCAGCCAGCCAGCCCAGACCAGACCAGACCAGACCAGUCAGCCAGCCAGCCAACCAGCCAGCCAGACCAGUCAGCCAGCCAGCCAGACCAGUCAGCUAGCCAGCCAGCCAGACCAGUCAGCCAGCCAGCCAGACCAGUCAGCCAGCCAGCCAGCCCAGCCCAGACCAGACCAGACCAGCCAGACCAGUCAGCCAGCCAGACCAGUCAGCCAGCCAGCCAGCCAGCCCAGCCCAGACCAGACCAGACCAGUCAGCCAGCCAGCCAGCCAGCCAGCCAGCCCAGACCAGACCAGACCAGACCAGUCAGCCAGCCAGCCAGACCAGUCAGCCAGCCAGCCAGCCAGCCAGACCAGUCAGCCAGCCAGCCAGCCAGCCAGACCAGUCAGCCAGCCAGCCAGCCAGACCAGUCAGCCAGCCAGACCAGUCAGCCAGCCAGCCCAGACCAGACCAGACCAGACCAGUCAGCCAGCCAGCCAGACCAGUCAGCCAGCCAGCCAGCCCAGCCCAGACCAGUCAGCCAGCCAGCCAGACCAGUCAGCCAGCCAGACCAGUCAGCCAGCCAGCAGGACCAGUCAGCCAGCCAGCCCAUCCAGCCCAGCCCAGCCAGCCCAGCCAGUUCUUUAAAAAAAAAAGCUAAUGCUUUAAUAGAAAAUAGAAAAUUUCUGUAA
Molecule: messenger RNA, 855 nt
Organism: Biomphalaria glabrata
Lineage: Eukaryota; Metazoa; Mollusca; Gastropoda; Planorbidae
Exons: 1
Coding region: 1-855 (284 amino acids)
Source: RefSeq, a predicted model, not a curated record